GCCUCCUUCUAGUCUUCUGACGGCGCCUCGGCAGUCAAGUCAUAUCGGUUGCGCGUUGGCGGAUGUGGGAAGGUGCGAGCACUGGAGAGAGGAUGAUGAGGUGGGCAGCGAGGGCAGAGCAUCUGGCGGGCCUUCCACGGAGGGUCGUCGUCGUGGCCGUGGGGGCCUUCGCCAAGGUCAUGACCACGGUCCUCAACUCCACCCAUGUCCACAACCCCGAGACCCUCAUCCGCCUCGUCAGAUCACGCCCGUCCAGUGUGCCACUUCUCACCGUUAGCAACCACAUGUCCACGUUGGAUGACCCACUUAUGUGGGGGUUCAAGGGUUUUCCAUCUAUGGAUGCAAAACUAGCUCGUUGGGUGCUUGCAGCAGAGGACAUAUGCUUCAAGAAUAGGAUUCUCUCAUACUUGUUCCGACUUGGAAAAUGCAUACCAGUGACAAGGGGUGGUGGAAUUUAUCAAGAACAAAUGUCUGAAGCUCUUGAUGUUUUGAAUGGAGGAGAAAUGUAUGGUUUUCUCAGGCUUGUUAUUACAAUCCAAAAAGUGCAGUUGCAUACAUUUCCAGAAGGAAAAGUUAACCAGGAAGAUGUGCCUGUAAGACGUUUAAAAUGGGGAACUGCCAGUCUAAUUGUACGGGCACCUGUGACACCAAUAGUUUUGCCAAUUUUUCACUCAGGCUUUGAAAAGGUGAUGCCUGAGAAAGCUUGUUAUGGGCGAAGACCCCCUCUUCCUCUUUGCAUGAAGGACAUAAAAAUUAUCAUUGGUGAGCCUAUAGAGUUUGAUCUCUGGAGCUUAAGGCAAACUGCCUUGACUCAUUCAUGCGAAGAAAAUUUGAACAAUUUGGGGUGGCCUAAAACUUCUCCAGAUGGGCUCAAUGAGGCAGCACAAAGAUGGCUCUUCACAAGCAUCUCAGAUCAGAUUCGAACAGCCAUGGAGAAAUUGAGAACUUUUGCAGAUGCUAGUGCAGCAACACAAGAAUAGGAUUUCUUUGUGGAUCCAGCUUGAGCUGAAGCAAAAAAAGUAUGUGGUCGGAUUCCCCUUUAUUUCAAUUUCCACUAUAAGUCUGGGUUCAUGUGUUUUGCUCACUGAAGUUGAAGUUCAACAGUAAGGAUGGGAGGGUGUCUAAGGCCCAAGGGUAUGAUGCCCUUAGAAUGAUCGUGAUAUUAAUCCUCACAGAAUUAGGAAGAUGGCAAAUCCAUCUGGCAUGGGACCCUGCUUCAACCAUUACAGUGGAGAAUCUCGCUCAAUUUUGUUCGUUUUGAUUGCCCUGUGUUUAAUCAAUGAGGAAACUGGACUAAAUUGGCUUUGCAUGGGGAGCUCAUGUUUUGUGAGGAAUAUUGUGUGUGAAUGCUUAUUUAGUUUGUCUAUCCAAAAUUGUUGAAGGUGAAAUGGGCAUUAUCAGCCAGCGGGGGCUCGCGGAAAUAAUUAAGAAAGACUGCUGCAGCAUAUUUUACCCAGUAAUGAAUUGGGCGACUGGCCAUGUUCCAUUUGAUAGCAAACAAAGAAAUUUUUAACUCUUCUGAUAAGAAAACUAUCAAAACAAUUACUCCAUAUAGGAAUAAGAGAAAUGUUUUAAAUCCAGCUAUCUACAGUGAAUUGAAGGGGCACCAAAAAUUCUAGAGAAUUUUAGUAGGCAGACUGGUGGCUAAAUGGGAGAGCCCCUAUGUUUCUGUGGCCGGACAAUUUGAGAGUUAAUCAGUUUCAGAACUAUAAGAGAUCUGUCUCCUUUGUUAGCUGAAGCCCCAUUCAGGGGAAACCUUGUCCUGAUUCUGUACCAUUAUUGAUUUUUAUCUAAUCGGGGACAGAUAAUCGGGGGCAGAUAGGAACAAGAAGUUGUGGACUCUCACGGCAAAUGGCUUUUUACGGUGAAGUUUUUCUAUAAUUUUCUGAAUGAUGGGGGUUUGCGAUGCCAAAUUUCUAGGUGGUUUUGGCGUAGCAACUAUCCGUGGAAAAUUAAUAUCUUCAAUUGACUAGUGUGGAAAAAUAUGAUUCAUCCCCUUGAAAAUCUUGAGAAGCAAAGGUGUAAUAGGCUUUCGACAACAACUUGCGUGAUGUGUCAUUCAGGGAUUGAAUUGGCUGACCACCUGUUCCUUCAUUGCUCUUUUGCUCAAAAGGUUUGGGAGUAUUUUGUUUACUUAUUUCAGCUGUUGGAACCACCCCAGUCUAUGUGUCACGUCUGGGAUCGUGGCGUUCUAAAUUGAGGAUGGCUUCUCGGGAGCUAAGGGUUUUGAUAAAGCUCUUGUUUAGAAUAAUUGGCUUGCUAGAAAUGAUCAUAUUUUGAAUGCGAAUGAUUUGCCUGACAUUGCUAUUAUUUUGAAAAGUGAUCGCAUGAUAUUAUCUUGGCCUUCAGCAAUAGCAGAGUAUGCGAAGUUUGCAGAUUCCAUUUCUACCAUCAGGCGCAAUUUGGAUUUCCUAGGCCAGCGAUCGGAAGAAAUUUGUGGUUCUACGUUGCCUAAGGAGAUGUAGGACCAGAUCCCGAGCUAGGUCUUUCAAUGUUGGGUUUUGAGGAGGCAUGUUGCUCCUUAUUUGUCUUUCUUCUUAUGUUUUUCUUGCCCUUUGUUUGGUGGGGUCUUUCGUUGUUGUUCCACUUUUAGUGGGUGGGUGUGUUGUUUCUGUUGUGUUGUUGCUCUCUCUUCGCUUGGGUUAUGGAGGGCUAUUUUGUUCUGUCUUUUUAAUUAAUUCA
Dioscorea cayenensis subsp. rotundata (Guinea yam) is the source of this 2682-nucleotide messenger RNA. Its product is annotated as N-acylphosphatidylethanolamine synthase. The transcript is spliced from 6 exons. Gene Ontology annotation, biological process: phospholipid metabolic process. Bases 63 to 980 code for a protein of 305 amino acids. NCBI's taxonomy places the organism in Eukaryota, Viridiplantae, Streptophyta, Magnoliopsida, Dioscoreales, Dioscoreaceae. The record is from RefSeq and is a predicted model, not a curated record.